Messenger RNA from Labeo rohita (rohu), 4325 nucleotides. It is a transcript of the gene st6galnac, whose product is annotated as ST6 (alpha-N-acetyl-neuraminyl-2,3-beta-galactosyl-1,3)-N-acetylgalactosaminide alpha-2,6-sialyltransferase. Lineage: Eukaryota; Metazoa; Chordata; Actinopteri; Cypriniformes; Cyprinidae. Gene Ontology annotation, molecular function: sialyltransferase activity. The record is from RefSeq and is a predicted model, not a curated record. Bases 504 to 1601 code for a protein of 365 amino acids. The transcript has 10 exons.
UUGCUGCAUGUCAUUUUGGGCAUUCUGUGUACGCGUACAUCCUUAAAGUCUGUUGUUUAUGCCUGAAUGCUUACAUUUGUACAUUCCAGGGUCCGGCUUUAAACGUCAGCUGACUUGUCACCGUUUGUUUUGUUCAUCACCGUCGUCGCUUCCGUCUGUUAUCACCCGAGUUGGCCGCCUCUCGAGCCCAGUGUGUGUGUGACUGUGACAGAGAGUUGUGUUAAACCAGGCACACUGCUGCUCGACUUCAACCCUCAUCGCUUGACAGGAGUUUUCCUUCAGAAGUCCUGGUGGUGCCGGCAGACUCCCACGUGUGAAAGCCGGAGCUCAGUACGAACUAAUUAACUGGCAGCGACCCUGCAAACCUUUCCCCUUGAGGAGCUUUUAAACCCAAGUUUCAUCAAAACACUGCUCCAACCCUUCCUCAGAAGAACGCUCAUGUGCUUACAAGGUGAACAGACGUUCUUGGGAACGCAGAUUUGCAACACGAGGAAAAUAGCACGAUGACAGGCCGGCAACCCUCUAGGCUUCUGAUGUGGUUCAUUGGAUUGUUGGGCGUCGCGUUAUUUAUGUUAUUCCUGGCUUGGGUGACUAUGCAGUUUCAGGUGAAACUGCAUGGGAUGAGCCUCUAUAGAUUUCACAGUAAACAUUUCAGGUUUUUUUUACGUAUAAAUAAUUCUAGGCCUUCGGAGCAUCAACAGUCUGCUAAGAAUAAGACUGACAGUGCUGAUGAACGUGAGCUGAAGUCAGAAAACGGCACAAAGUCUGAUCAAACAAAGUCAAUCACAAAUCCUUUAAAACCAGUGGUAAAACCCACUGAGCCAGACUUUUUUGGUGACCGGUAUGCCAAAGAUGAUGUUCCUUCACAAACAAACUGUCCCAGCAACAUUCGGAAGCGUGUGCCUCAGACUCAGUUUGCUCAGAUGUUUCUGCACAGUAUUCCUGUGCUUCAAUGGGCAAAGCAUUUUACACCAGAAGAGUAUGAGCGGUUGAGUCACUACAGUGGAGCACACGGCUGGGGAAGUGUUGGCGCCGAAGUGUUAAAGAGCUCACUAGGAAUUUUAAAUACAUCUGCAAAUCAGCUGAUGUUUGAUGACUGGGAGAGAAGAGCAAACAGAUCUGAGUGUAUUCGAUGUGCCGUGGUGGGAAACGGUGGAAUACUGAAUGGUUCAAGAAAAGGCAAAGAAAUCGAUGAACAUGACUAUGUCUUCAGGGUGAAUGGUGCAGUUCUCAAAGGGUUUGAAAAAGAUGUGGGAUCCCGGACUUCAUUCUACACAUUCUCAACCAACACCAUGCGAAACUCGAUGCGUAGCUACGCUGGCGUAGGCUACAGAGGUCCACCCAUAUCCAAGGAGACCAGGUACAUAUUCCUACCAGACCAUGACAGAGAUUAUAUUCUUAUGAAGGCGGCUUCUACACACACAGUAAUUGAAACAGGCCCUGAGCGUAGCAAAAACCCCCCUACAUACUUUGGUAAAAAUGUGACUGCAGAAAAAUUCAAAAUCUACCACCCAGACUUUAUCCGCUACCUCAGAAACAGACUUUCGAAGGAAAAGUUCAUGUUGUUGUUCAACAGCAAACUACGUACAGAAACUACGUAGUGAGUAUUUUGGAUUUAUUGUCUUUUGAGUCAGUUCAUGAGAGAAAUGGCUGAUGGAUGUGUGUUAGGGAGAGGCCUUUUAAACAUGUAUAGAGUUCAGGAAUAACUGAAUAACUCUUGUGUUCUUGGCCACUAUUUGUUCACACAUAUUGAGUCAUUUCAGACCAAGGCCAGACAGGAUGAAUCACGGCCCCCCCCGUACAAAGAUUCUGUAAUACUAAGUGAAAAAUCAUCUACCAAAGAGAAUAUUUUUAAAUAAUUUUAUUUUUAUUUUUAAUAUGGUGUCUUGAGUAUAAAUGUUUAUAGGUGGUCCAUUCAGAAUGCACUUGAUGCCAUGCCACAUCAUGUGUGUAUCAAGAAGCGUUUUCCUUUUUUAAAAAAUAACUUUCUUUUUUUUAAUUAAUUAAUUUAUUUAUUUUAUAUUUACAGGUUAACUUUACUUGGAAGCUUUAAAGUGCAAUAUGUGUGUUCACAAGCUGUUUGAAUCAAAAUGUGAAUUUCUUUUGUGAUUUAAAAAAACGAAAAAACAAAAACAAAUAAUUGAACUGCUUUGCUCACGUUGGGCAAAAUUGUUUUAGAGAUUUACCACACCCCUGGUUAGAGUUCCAGAAUCACUCCACUUUUAUAAAACAGUUAAGGACCAAACAUCGAAAGAUGGUCCUACAGCACAGUGUAUUUUUAAGCACAGAAUAAAUUUUUUGAAAUGAUGGUGUUGGUUAUAAAAUGGUAUGCCUCCAUUUUGUCUCAGAAUGCUGUGGAUGUGGCCUUAUUUAUUGUGUAGAAAUCAAAAUUGGUUUAAAAAGAACUUUGGUUUGUCAAAUUAGUUAAUUUAAAGGAACACUUCGCUUUUUUAGGCUUAUUGUCCAACUCCGCUAGAGUUAAACAGUUAGUAGAGUUUUACCAUUUUCGAAUCCAUUCAGCCAAUUUUAAUUUAGCAUAGUUUAGCAUAGAUUAUUGAAUCUGAUUAGACUGUUAGCAUCUCGCUCAAAAAUGACCAUAUAUAAUGACGAUAUUUUUCCUAUUUAAAACUUGACUCUUCUGUAGUUACAUCGUGUACUAAGACUGACGGAAAAUUAAAAGUUGUGAUUUUCUAGACUGAUAUGGCUAGGAACUAUACUCUCAUUCUGGCGUAAUAAUCAAGGAACUUUGCUGCUGUAUCAUGGGUCCAGCAGGCGCAAUGAUAUUAUGCAGCGCCUAAAAGUGACCGGCACUAAGUUUCUGUAGAAGCAGAAUUGGCGGCUGCGUAAUAUCAUUGCGCCGAAAUGAGAGUAUAGUUCCUAGCUGUAUCGACCUAGAAAAUUGCAACUUUUCAUUUUUCAUCCAUCUUUGUACACGAUGUAACUACAGAAGUGUCGAGUUUUAAAUAGAAAAAAUAUCGAAAGUCUUUUAUUUAUAAGUCUGUUUAUUCUGGAAGUGAACAAAUCCUUUAAAAGCAUACAUAUUUGCUUAAAUAGUUUUCCUUAAAUUUAAUAUAUAUUCAAAUCUAAACAAAGUUUAGUUUUAUGACGUGCUGACAGGUGGUUUAGGGAUAUUAUUGUACAUUGUGUCCUCAGACGGUGUUUAUCUUUGAGCCAGAGAUGUGAUGAAAACCAAAUAUUUCUUACAGAAGUGACAAUAUUAUUAAGCCCAACUGAAUGCACACUGCUUAAGGUGGUGCAAAUAUUUAGCUCCUACAAGCAAAUUGACAUUAUGUCAGCUCUCCCUUUAGGUACAUAGAAACAUGUAUACAAUAGAGACGAUAAAAACUGGGCAGAGAAAUCAGUCAAUUAAUCACGCCCAUGACACCUCCUCUUUUUGAAUGUUCAAAUGUUUUAAACAACCAAGUGAGAUGCGUGGACGUGGGUAAACGCCCACAGCAUCUUCGGAAACAAACGUCAACAUUCAUUAAGUUCGUCUCAGCUUCUUUUCGUUUCUGGAAGAAGACGCGCUGAGAGGAAUAAAUCAGAAUUUACCUCCGAUGAAGAAUGCAACGCAAAAAUUAACAGUAACGCUGCAUUUCAUUGUCAGUAAUAGUAACGGGGCAAAUAGUCAUUAGUUUGAUCACUUGUUACUAAAAAAGUAAUGGCGUUAGUAACGCCGUUAUUCCCAUCUCUGCUUAUAACCAAUCAGAUGCAUUUCUGAUGAACUUAAGAAUGCAUUGGCCAAUCAGAGGUGCUUAGAUUAGUCAGCGCUGAAAAAACCCAAGCUGUGUGGAGCUGCACGAUUGCAAAAUCCCUUAUCAUAAACAACAGAGUGCAGAUAUGAUGUAAAUAAAAGAUUAAAAAUUACAAUGAUUAUAACAGGAGUAUUUGCGUAACUUGCGCUAGAGUAGACUAACGUCAUGGACAAACAUGUUAAACUUGUGAAACCAGAAUGUGACGUGUCUUAAGCACAGACAUGAAAUCAAUAUAUUCUAUAUUGAUAUUAAUAAUCCAUUAUUACAAUAUAAAAAGCAAUAAUCUACAAUAAUGCUUUUUGUCAUAAUAUUCCAGCCCUUUGAGCUCCUGUUUUUUACAUGUGUAAUUUAGAUACAGUUUUAAACUGUCUAUUGUUAUUGAAAACAGUUUAAAAUAUUGAUUAAAAUAAUUGGGUAAAUCUAAGUAUCUGACAUUAAAGACAACAUAGUACAGUGAUUAUAAUAAUACGCUAAUUAUAAACAUUACCCACACAAAUGUAAAAAAUGCCCCAGGAAAUCAAUUCCAAUAUACACUACUCUUCAAAACUUCGGAGUGUUUUUUUUUUUUUU